CUUUUGAAAGUGUUAAAUGGUCGCAUUACUUUCACAUUUGCACGUUUUAUAGCCUACAUCUUUUAAGCAAACAAUCAUUCAGCACAGAUUUAGCACGUUUGAUGCUCAGAGACACAGGAAAAGAAGGUUUUUGGUAGAGAUCUGGUUGUGGCUCUCAGGAAAGAUCUCAACUGAUAAGUCUGUUAUUAAACUGCGUUCACUUCCUCUUCCUCUACACUGCAGCGCAUUAAGCCUGGAGAUCAUGCAAUGUUCACUGUUUGUCUUGUGAAGCUCUACCUGCAGCCCAUAUUUCCUGUGCACGUCAUGCAUGUGGCUUAAAAUCACCUUCUUUUUAAUAUGCAAAAAAGGCUUAUUUUUUAAUACCGCUGUGUGAUUCGUAGAUAAGAUCUGAUUAAUCAAAAGUGCACUCUAGUUCCUGCAAUCUUCCAGUUAACAACUAAAUAUUUGCAGAAGUAGCCAACAGAGGAAGUGAAGUCAAUUCGGUGUUUAAACUUAGCAUUUUUCUUCUGGCAAUGCCUCAGAGUGAUGCGGCUCUCAGUCAAACGGGCAGUUGUACUCCUGCUAACCGUGUUCGGAACGUGUACUGUUACUAGGACUCUAUAUCGAGUGCUGGCAUGCCACGGAGUGGUUCCCAGAACUCACGUGGUGUCUAUACUGGUUCGAAACUGGAACCAGACACAAUAUCGGUAUAAUCACAAAACUCCAAUGGUGUUCGUGGGUGGGGUUCCACGAUCAGGGACCACCUUGAUGCGUGUCAUGCUAGACGCCCACCCUGACAUUCGCUGCGGGGAAGAGACGCGGGUGAUCCCUAGGAUUCUGUCCCUGCGGCAGAACUGGGGCAGGCAGACUCAGGAACGCUGGGCUCUGGAGGAAGAUGGGGUCAGUCAAGAGAUGCUGGACGCUGCAACCACCGCGUUCAUACUGGAGGUCAUCGCACGUCACGGAGAACCUGCACGAGUGCUGUGCAAUAAAGACCCGUUUACACUGAAGAGCGCACUUUAUCUGUCACACAUUUUUCCCAACUCAAAAUUCCUGUUAAUGCUCAGAGACGGCCGGGCGUCUGUGCACUCGAUGAUCUCCAGACGAGUGACUAUCGGUGGCUUCAACCUUUCCAGCUACAGGGACUGUCUGACUAAAUGGAGCAAUGCAAUCGAAGUGAUGCUCUCCCAGUGUAUGGCAGUAGGCCAGAGGCGGUGUAUGACAGUCCGCUAUGAGGAUCUGGUGCUGCAGCCUCGAGCUACCAUGCAGCGUGUGCUGCGUUUUCUGAAUUCACCGUGGCAUGAAGGGGUGCUUCACCAUGAGGAGGCCAUCGGCCAGCCAGGAGGGGUAUCACUGUCUAGAACCGAACGCUCCACGGAUCAGGUGAUCAAGCCAGUUAACCUGGAAGCUCUCACAAGAUGGGUAGGACACAUCCCAGCAGACGUCCAGGAGGACAUGGAUAACAUCGCUCCAAUGCUCCGUAGGCUGGGAUACAACCCCAACGCCAAUCCCCCAGACUAUGGUCAAGCAGAUCCUGAAGUGAUCAACAAUACUCAAAGGGUAUUGAGAGGAGAUUUUAAAACUCCUACAAACCUGAAAAGAUGGGCACAAGUAUCUCCAAAAAUAAAUUCUAAAGGAGGAAGAAAAUGAACAGAGUUCUGCAUUGAUUGCAAUAUGUUCUUGUGUUCAGCUUUGGAUAACUUUACCAUUUUGUGUCAUACACCCUGGAGGCCUUUCACAAGAUGAAGAGCAACAUGAGGAGGAAUAUCAUUAUUGUGCAAUAGCUGUGGUUAUAUUCCUGUGUCACCUGAACUGCCUUAUUUCUUUUUACAUCUGCAGAAUUCAUUAAGAUUAUCUUUAUAUGUACCACAGUGUUGAAAUUCAAUAUGUGUAAAAGAAACAAGUCACAAGAAGAACAUUAAAUACUGGACAGAUAUCUACAUAUUUACUUCCUAGUGUUCUCAGAAGAGUAUAAAUCGAUGGAAGCUAACCAUCAUUCAGUUAAACUGAAUUUCCUGAACAUUGUAAUUCUUGUUUUGGGAAAAGAGAAAAGCGUGACGUUGCGCUUGGUGACGCAGUGAAUGCUGUUGCUAUGUGUCAGCGUGCAUUUUCCUGACCUAGUUUUUAUUAAAUGGAGCCAUUCUUCUUUCUCUAGUGCCAAAACACACUCGUUACCCUCAGUGUUUCUAAAGUGAAUUAUUUCAAUAAAAUAUAUUUUAUAGAAAUCGA
Ctenopharyngodon idella (grass carp) is the source of this 2208-nucleotide messenger RNA. It is a transcript of the gene tpst2, whose product is annotated as tyrosylprotein sulfotransferase 2. The transcript is spliced from 6 exons. The record is from RefSeq and is a predicted model, not a curated record. Gene Ontology annotation, cellular component: Golgi apparatus. Gene Ontology annotation, biological process: peptidyl-tyrosine sulfation. Gene Ontology annotation, molecular function: protein-tyrosine sulfotransferase activity. Lineage: Eukaryota; Metazoa; Chordata; Actinopteri; Cypriniformes; Xenocyprididae. The coding region runs from base 526 to 1629 and encodes 367 amino acids.